AGCUGCCUCUUUAAACCGGCUUUCCUCCAGAGCAGGGGGAGACAGGAGUGUGGUUUGUGGCCAGACCUGAGGGCUCCAAUUAACCAGUUGCCUGGUCCUAUAAACUCCAGAGAGACAAACGUCUUAAAAGAAAUCUUCGCUCUCCGGGACUCAGUCCUGCGCUCGCGGUGCGGAUCUGUGUGCGCGCACUCCGUGCCUCCGGACGAAGCGAACGAGGAGGAGCCAGCGCCGGGAGGCGGGAACGACCUGCCACGGGUGAGAUGAUGGAGCAGCGUCUUUGGCGGCCGCGGCGGCAGCAGCAGCAGCAGCUCUUGAACACACCUCAAUGAGAGCGACGGUGGAAGCUGCUGAGCAGAAAGACGUAAGCAGGCUAACUAUAGCCGCCGGGAGCGAGAGGGGAUGUGACCUGUUCUGCUCAAGGCUGUGAGGUGCGUAAUCCCGAGCCGACCCAUUAUGGAGCGGGUGCAGCCGGCGUUGCCACAGGUGAUUUGAUUUCCUGUGACGGUAGCUUAACCAGCCGGGCCAAUUCCGAAACACUCUUAUUUUAAAGUCCCUUUCGACUGGGUGCCAUCUGGAGAAGGGAGCCGACUCCUAGUAAAAGUCUUACUGUUGAUAAACUGACGACCAAAUUUUAAAAAAAGUGUCUCCCGUUACCUCCUCUCGUGUCUGCGAAGCAGAUGGGAGCCAUGGCUUAUCCCUUACUCUUCUGCCUCCUGCUCGCUCAUCUGGGAUUGGGAACUGUUAGCACCAGCCGCGACCCUCUGGGACGGCUGGAUUCCCCUCGUGAGAGAACCCUGAGGCUGAAGCAGCACGCCCAGCAGCCGGCUCGAGCCUCUGCCUCGGACCCCUCGGCUCCCUGGAGCCGCUCCACCGACGGCACCAUCUUGGCGCAGAAACUCGCCGAGGAGGUGCCCAUGGACGUGGCCUCUUACCUCUACACCGGGGACUCCCACCAGCUGAAGCGAGCCAACUGCUCCGGCCGCUACGAGUUGGCGGGCCUGCCGGGGAAGUCGUCAGCCCUAGCCAGCUCCCAUCCUUCCUUGCACGGGGCGCUGGACACGCUGACACACGCCACUAACUUCCUCAACAUGAUGCUGCAGAGCAAUAAGUCGAGGGAGCAGAACUUGCAGGACGACCUGGAGUGGUACCAGGCACUGGUGCAGAGUCUCCUGGAGGGCGAGCCCAGCAUUUCCCGGGCAGCCAUCACCUUCAGCACCGAGUCGCUGUCCGCACCGGCCCCGCAGGUUUUCCUCCAGGCCACCCGCGAAGAGAGCCGCAUCCUGCUCCAGGACCUGUCCUCCUCGGCACACCACCUGGCCAACGCCACGCUGGAGACCGAGUGGUUCCACGGCCUGCGGCGCAAGUGGAGGACCCACUUACACCGCCGCGGCUCCAAUCAGGGGCCCCGGAGCCUGGGCCAUAGCUGGCGGCGCAGGGACGGGCUUGGCGGGGACAAGAGCCACGUCAAGUGGUCUCCGCCUUAUCUGGAGUGCGAGAACGGGAGUUACAAGCCUGGGUGGCUGGUCACUCUGUCCGCUGCUUUCUACGGGUUGCAGCCUAACCUGGUCCCGGAAUUCAGGGGUGUUAUGAAAGUUGACAUAAAUCUUCAGAAAGUGGACAUUGACCAAUGUUCAAGUGAUGGCUGGUUUUCAGGAACUCACAAAUGUCACCUUAACAAUUCAGAGUGUAUGCCAAUUAAAGGUCUAGGAUUCGUGCUUGGAGCCUAUCAGUGCAUUUGCAAAGCAGGAUUCUAUCAUCCUCAAGACUUCUCAGUGAACAACUUUCAGAGAAGUGCAAAAGAUGUGUCAGAAGAAGCCCAUGUCUGCCUACCCUGCAGGGAGGGCUGCCCUUACUGUGCUGAUGACAGCCCCUGCUUUGUCCAGGAGGAUAAGUAUUUGCGACUUGCUAUCAUCUCCUUCCAAGCCCUGUGUAUGCUGCUCGACUUCGUUAGCAUGCUGGUGGUCUACCACUUUCGCAAAGCAAAGAGCAUCAGGGCAUCAGGCCUUAUCCUGCUGGAAACAAUUCUCUUUGGGUCUCUGCUUCUGUACUUUCCAGUUGUUAUUUUGUACUUUGAGCCAAGCACUUUUCGCUGUAUUCUCCUCAGAUGGGUCCGUCUUCUCGGUUUUGCUACUGUUUAUGGAACUGUCACUCUCAAGCUUCACAGGGUUUUGAAGGUGUUUCUUUCACGAACAGCCCAGCGGAUUCCAUAUAUGACUGGUGGACGGGUCAUGAGGAUGCUUGCAGUAAUGCUUCUGGUAGUAUUCUGGUUUCUUGUUGGCUGGACUUCGUCUGUUUGCCAGAAUUUGGAGAGGCAGAUUUCACUUAUUGGCCAAGGGCAAACAUCUGAUCACCUCAUCUUCAAUAUGUGCCUCAUUGAGCGCUGGGAUUACAUGACAGCAGUCGCUGAAUUUUUAUUCCUCUUGUGGGGUGUUUAUCUCUGCUAUGCAGUGCGGACAGUGCCAUCAGCAUUUCAUGAGCCACGCUAUAUGGCUGUUGCAGUUCACAAUGAGCUCAUUAUCUCUGCUAUAUUCCAUACAAUUAGAUUCGUUCUUGCCUCAAGACUUCAGUCUGACUGGAUGCUAAUGCUAUAUUUUGCACAUACUCAUUUGACUGUGACAGUCACCAUUGGGUUGCUUUUGAUUCCAAAGUUUUCACAUUCAAGCAAUAACCCCCGAGAUGACAUUGCUACAGAAGCAUAUGAAGAUGAGCUAGACCUGGGCCGGUCUGGGUCCUACCUGAACAGCAGCAUCAACUCCGCGUGGAGUGAGCACAGCUUAGACCCGGAGGACAUUCGGGAUGAGCUGAAGAAACUCUAUGCCCAGCUGGAAAUAUAUAAAAGGAAGAAGAUGAUUACAAAUAACCCCCACCUCCAGAAAAAGCGGUGCUCCAAGAAGGGCUUAGGCCGUUCAAUCAUGAGGCGUAUAACCGAGAUCCCAGAGACAGUCAGCAGGCAAUGUUCCAAAGAGGACAAGGAAGUCACAGACCACAGCACAGCCAAAAACACUGCCCUGGCCAGGAAGAACCCACAGGAGUCUUCAGGUAACACUGGGAAGCCCAAAGAGGAGUCCCUGAAAAACCGAGUCUUCUCCCUAAAGAAAUCGCACAGCACUUAUGAUCAUGUGAGGGAGCACACGGAAGAGUCCAACAGUUUACCAGUGGAAAGCCAAGAAGAGGAAGCUACAGAACAAUCUACGCUGGAGUCUCUGUCAAGUAAAAAACUAACACAAAAACUGAAAGAGAACAGUGAGGCCGAGUCCACAGAGUCUGUGCCUUUGGUGUGUAAGUCAGCAAGCGCUCACAAUCUCAGCUCAGAGAAGAAGCCGGGCCACCCCCGAACAUCCAUGUUGCAAAAGUCUCUCAGUGUCAUAGCAAGUGCCAAGGAGAAGACUCUUGGAUUAGCUGGGAAAACCCAAGCAUCAGGCAUGGAAGAUCGUGCUAAAUCCCAGAAACCUCUGCCAAAAGAUAAAGAAACAAACAGAAAAUACUCAAAUUCAGAUAACGCAGAGACUAAAGAUUCUGCCCCCCAAAACUCCAAUCAUUUGGAGGAGCCAAGAAAACCUCAGAAAUCUGGGAUUAUGAAGCAACAAAGGGUCAACCAGCCCACUGCCAAUUCUGACAUGAGCCCAGGCACCACCCAGAUGAAGAACAACUUUGACAUAGGGGAAGUGUGCCCUUGGGAGAUUUAUGACCUGGCCCCUGGUCCCGUGCCUUCAGAAUCAAAAGUUCAAAAACACGUAUCUAUUGCAGCUUCUGAAAUGGAGAAAAACCCAACUUUUUCCUUAAAGGAGAAAUCUCAUCAGAAGCCCAGGGCAGCUGAACUGUAUCAGCAAACCAAUCAGAAGAGCAUAGACAAGGCUGAGUUAUGCCCUUGGGAGAGCCAAGGUCAGCCCAGUUUUGAAGAUGAGAAGCCUUUGAUUUCCAAGACUCAGGUUCCCCCAGGGAGAGCCAAAGAUGAGAAUGGCGGUCAGCAUUAUGCAGCCAAUGUGUGUGCUGGACAAUAUGAAGAACUGCCCCCCAAAGUUGUAGCAUCAAAAAUCGAGAAUGAAAAUCUCAACCCAACAGGAGACCAGGAUAAAAAGAUAUCUUCCCCUGAGGAAAAUGCGCCCGGCUCCUAUAACUCAAGUAAUAACUUUCAGCAGGCUUUAACAUCUCGAGCUGAGGUGUGCCCUUGGGAGUUUGAGACCCCAGAUCAACCAAAUGCUGAAAGAAGUGUAGCUUUACCUGCCUCUUGCACUCUAAGUGCAAAUAAGAUGGCAGGGCCUCGGAAAUAAGAGGUCUGGGAUACUUUUAAAGUGUAGCAUCCCCAGAAAGAAAAGGAGAAGGAAGAAGCCCUUAAUUCAACAGAAGAUGGAAGGAUCAAAAAUUCCCAAGGAGUGUUUGUCAGUUGAGGGAAAUGUGAAAGGCACGGGUGGAAGAAGACUGGGAGGGCAGAGUAACAGCAAAGUGGAAGAAUUAGACUGGCCAAGGGAAGUCUUUCCCCUGGGAACACGAGGAGAAUCCUUACAUUUCAGCAUGGUUAGCGGGAGUCGCCCUCACUGUCUGCCCCUGAUCAGUAUUUACCCAUGGCACUUUGAAGAUCCUAAGCAAGGCCAACCAGAAGACACAGAAGAGGUAUGAGAUUUUGCAAAGAACAAGAAGGUAUAGAUCCAUAUGACCGAAAUUCUCAAGUAGCUAACUGAACUUACUUUACCUAUUUAACCGUGAUAGCACUGCUAACUUAAUGCAUCCCAAAAAUACCUUUUAUAUUAAUGAUUGCUCUCAUUUUCUUAUAAAUGUAUGUUUCAGUACAUUGUUGUGUCUCAUAUUCAAGCAUUCCAGAUUGUAUAAUUUUUGCAAAUAACUUUGAUAUUACGUGACACAACACAUUUAUGCAAUCCGCAGCUACUCAGUUGUUAUUGCAAGUUACAGAAUACCUGCUAUUUAUCAACUUUAGUUGAUCCUUGGAGUACAAUAAGCUUUCUCUGGCUUGGGAAGCCAUAACCGUUAUGAUAAAAUCUUUUAGUUUUGGCUGUGGUUUAUAUAUUGUGAAUUUGGAUUUGACUCUAUUGUUUCACAUCAUAGUUUCUGAUACUGUCUUAAUCAGGGUUUUUUAUACAAGUUGAGUUACUUGUUUUGCACUUCUUGUUAGGACUCAAGAGAUCAAGUGGUCCGACUUAGUCAUAUGUCUCAGUAAAGGACAACUUACCUAUUGUUUGUUCAGAGUCAGAGACAGGUAACACCUUCAUUCCAAUUUAUUGUCCCUUUUAACUCUUUCAGUAUUUCAUACUUAGCAGCAUUUCGCCAGGAAGAAGCUAAGAGUGAGAAAAACACACUGCACAUUAUUAUUACCACUGAAAAGGGAAGACUCUAGGAACGACAUGAGAAUUGUCACAGUACUGCAGAGCCAGGGAAUUUGCCUUUCAAGACACAGACAGGAAGGGAGCUACUGAUAGCACUUUCAAGGGAGUAUUUUUUUAAAGAGAAAAAUUAUGAUAGCAUCAAGAUCACUGUAUGGAUAUAUUUUUAUUAUGCAUACUGAAUAUAUAUUUUAAAUUACCUGAAACUACUUAUUCUCGUAAACUCUUAUUCUUUGCUUCAGCUAGGGGUAACACUUGCUGGGCUUAAAUCCCAAAGAGGUUUAUAACCUGAUAUAUUCAAAGCCUAUAAGGUGGUGUGGGCUCUUCCUUUUCCCAAGCACUGGAAAACUUACAAGUCCUGCAAAUUGCCAUUGUGAGCCACCCAGCUCAAAAUGAAAAGCGCAAGGUUUAUUUGCAAAGCAAAACAGCCCCCAGAGCAAAAUUUGUAAAUCCUACUGCCUUCCACCCUGAUCACUUGGCAUGAGAAUCCUAAGCUACUGACUUCGCUGACUUAGCCCUACUGAUGUGAUCAUGCAAAGAGAUUCCAUUCCAAAGCUCAGUCUCAUUUUAUUUAAAGAUGAAUCGCUUAAGAAUAAAAUGCAGACUUCCCUUUCUCUCGUGCUAGACACACUGAAGGAUCAAUGUCUUCUUUGGCCAGGACAUUGCCAGCCUAACUAAUGGCUUUUCAUUUCAUGAGCAGCAAGGAGAACAUGCUAGGAGGAUAAAAGAUAGGAAAAGAGAAUCAGAAGGUAGAUACAGGGCUGUUCUGAGAAGAUACCAUUCUCAGUGGAAACUAGAAACUAGGACUUCUCCUUAUUCAUCAUCAAAAUUUUCUCAGCGGUUUGUAUUCAGGAGUAAGUGAGCACGUCACCAUUUUGCAAAGCUGUGCAUCUAUCUUCCUCGCCCAUUCGCUUGCUUUGUGCAUUACUCAGGUUGGUGGGGUAGGUGUGAAGAGAUAUAGAAAUUCUAUUUUUCUGUGUUUCCUCUAUUUUACUUCCUUCAUUUCUCCCUUUUCAGUCAAGGCCUCUUUAUUUGUUAACCUCAGAACACAACUUUAAGGAAUAUUUAUAUUGAACUUGGUUUGGAAUUUCCAGGUCCACCUACUUGUUUCAUUUAUGUUCAAGGUCUGUUAGCACUUUAUUCACUUUUUAAGAAAUAAGCAGUUCAAGCAUCGGUGACUUUUUACUGCACUUCAGGAUGAUCCUGCUAGAGAUGUGGCUUAAAGAAGACUUGCCAAAUUAUACCUUAGUGACAUUCUACAGUCCAUAGAUUUUUCUCCACCAGCAUAAAUCAGUGAGAGUGCCUCCAGUCUUUCCUAGAGUUUUAUUGCCAUUACUUAUCACCAAGAGAAGUUUAAAUCUACAAUUCUUGAGGUUAUUUUCCUAAAUCAAUAACAAUAAGAAAGUGAAUCAACACUGUUAAGGUCACAAACAUUUGCUAGGUUGUCCUUCUCAAUGCAUGUGCAGGCUGCAUCCUCUCCUCGUUUUUAAGCCAGGGUUUAUAAAUAAGUAGAUUUAUACCAAUCUUAAUAGAACUGUAUAUUUUAUGCAAGAAUUAAAUGCUUUACGACAUGAAUUAUAACUCAGCCCAUUGUAAACUUUGGUGGCAAUAUGGAUUUGAAACUCGACAGUUCUCUUGUAUUUGCUUCCUAGGUUUCUGCAUGCAAGUGGUGACAGGUAGGACUGAGAAACACUGCCUUUUGACUUCUAGCAUUUAGCGACCGAGAGUUGUAGAGUCAAUAAAGCUGUAAGUCUCUUCACUUAAUCUGUGGUUCUUCUGAAACUAUUAUCUGAAACCAACAGCAUCCCACCAUGAAAAAUAUUUGGUAAAUUUAUGUUGUGAUGUGUUACAGCAUGUAAAUAAUUAUAACUUCUCUGCAAUAAAACAUAUUUAUAUGA
Molecule: messenger RNA, 7234 nt
Organism: Zalophus californianus (California sea lion)
Lineage: Eukaryota; Metazoa; Chordata; Mammalia; Carnivora; Otariidae
Gene: GPR158
Product: G protein-coupled receptor 158
Exons: 11
Coding region: 678-4271 (1197 amino acids)
Biological process (GO): G protein-coupled receptor signaling pathway
Cellular component (GO): membrane
Molecular function (GO): G protein-coupled receptor activity
Source: RefSeq, a predicted model, not a curated record